AAUGAUCCAACAAGAAGACGCACAGAACCAAAACAUUUCCUAAUUUUCUCCAAUUCCACCGUUUUGAUCCUCAAACAGAACCCACAAAAAUGCCCAAGUCAAUUAUUCCCAUCCCCACCACCACACAAAUCCCCUCCACCAAGACCAUCCUCUCCGCCGCCGCCUCUGUCGCUGCCACAGCCGUUCUCCUCCGCUCCGUCGCUAAGCAGUACGUUCCUCGGGAGCUCCGCGACUACAUUUAUCUUAAACUCAAAACCUUCAUCGCCUCCUUCUCUCAAGAGAUCACCUUGGUCAUCGAGGAAUACGAGGGACUCAACCAAAACCGUCUCUACAAAGCCACCGAGCUCUACCUGGAGCAAACAAUCCCUCCCUUGGCAAACAGAUUCAGAGUUUCCCUUCCUAAAAAAGAAGGCAAAAUUUCAUUAUCCCUCGGAAAACGCCAGGAGAUCAUCGAAAAUUUUCAUGGGGUUCAACUCAAGUGGAAAUUUGUUUCGAGAAAAGUCCCAUUAAAGCGCAUGCCAAGCUCCGAUCCUUUCGAUCAUUCGUUUCUGUCAGAGAGUCGAAAAUUCGAGCUCAGGUUCCACAAGAAACACCAGAAGAUGGUCUUGGAUACUUACCUGCAUCAUGUUUUAAAGAAAGCGGAUGAAAUGAAAGAGAAAAAGAAGACCCUGAAACUGUUUACGUUGAAGAAUGACAGGACACGUCCAUCGAGAGAUGCGUGGCAACAGGUAAAUCUCGAUCAUCCGGCCACUUUUGACACUCUGGCGAUGGAUUCCGACCUGAAGAAGAUGAUCAUGGAGGAUCUGGAGAGGUUUGUGAAGAGGAAGGAGUUUUAUAGGAAGGUAGGGAAAGCUUGGAAAAGAGGGUACUUGUUGUUUGGGCCUCCUGGGACAGGGAAGUCGAGCUUGAUUGCAGCCAUGGCGAAUUUUCUUAAUUUUGAUAUAUAUGACUUGGAGUUGACUGAUGUUAGAACCAAUUCUCAGCUCAGGAAAUUGAUGGUUUCGACGGGGAAUAGAUCGAUACUGGUGGUAGAGGAUAUUGAUUGUUCAAUUGAGUUCCCAGAUAGACAUGCUGAGGGCAGGAAGACUACGAUGCCCGCUCCCGUCCCUAAUCAAUUCAAUCAACCACCCCAGCCUGAGGUGACGCUUUCAGGAUUGCUGAACUUCGUAGAUGGUUUAUGGUCAAGCUGUGGGCAUGAAAGGAUUAUAGUGUUCACAACAAAUCACAAGGACAGGCUUGAUCCGGCUUUGCUGCGUCCUGGUCGCAUGGAUAUGCAUGUCCACAUGUCGUAUUGCACGCCCUGUGGGUUCAAAUUGCUGGCUUCAAACUACCUUGGAAUUACAGAGCAUCCGUUGUUCUUGAUCAUUGAAGAGUUGCUGGAGAUAACAAACGCAACUCCAGCAGAGGUGGGUGAGCAGUUGAUGAAGGAGGAGGUGCCUGAACUUGCAUUAAGAGGUCUCAUUGAAUUUUUAGAGGACAAGCAGGCGGAGGAUGGUGCUGUGGCAUUGAGGGUGACAGAGAAGGAAAAGAAAAGCUAGGGUUGUUGGGAGAUUGGAGUGAGGAGAAUUAUGUAAUAGCCUAAACUCAUAAAUUCUGCACAUUAGCAUCAUUAGUCAAAUACUCACAGUAGGGCGAUCCUAUUCUCCAUGAAAGGGAAGCUAACUACAAACAUGUCCUUGCUUGUGCAGCAAUAAAAAUAAAAAUCAGCAUCAUUUCAAACUUAACCU
Molecule: messenger RNA, 1727 nt
Organism: Rubroshorea leprosula
Lineage: Eukaryota; Viridiplantae; Streptophyta; Magnoliopsida; Malvales; Dipterocarpaceae
Source: the annotation of a GenBank genome assembly